Messenger RNA from Bradysia coprophila, 4278 nucleotides. It is a transcript of the gene Osbp, whose product is annotated as oxysterol binding protein. The record is from RefSeq and is a predicted model, not a curated record. NCBI's taxonomy places the organism in Eukaryota, Metazoa, Arthropoda, Insecta, Diptera, Sciaridae. Gene Ontology annotation, cellular component: cytosol; perinuclear endoplasmic reticulum; plasma membrane. Gene Ontology annotation, molecular function: sterol binding.
ACUGUCAGUGAAUCCAACUCUCCCAUACAUAAAAAUGUCAUUGAAUUUUGACAAAAAUUAAAAAAAAAUAAAUGGUCGCGUGGCUCGAGAAAGUUUUCGUAAAAAGUGUUUAACAAACAAGCGAAAAAAAACAUUGAAUUUGUGUUUGGAUUAUGGUUGAAAAAUCAAGCAGAUAAAUUAUUUGGUUUUGACGUGUAAACAUCCUAAUAAAUCGUACGAUAAUAUGGCUGAUAAUCAAGUGAAAGCAAGUAGUUCUUCGGAACCUGAAAUGAAGGGCUGGUUACUGAAAUGGACAAACUAUUUGAAAGGAUAUCAGCGACGUUGGUUUGUUCUUUCGAACGGAGUAUUAUCCUAUUACAGGGCUGAACAUGGAGUCGGAGCUAAUUCCGGUGUACGAAGUACCGGGGGUAAAUUAUCUAUUCGACGUCGCAGGCAAAAAGACUUCCGACAGGAAAAUCAAGCUGAGAUGGCACACACAUGUCGCGGAACGAUAUCGCUACAUGGCGCUCUUAUACACACGGUUGAUUCAUGUACAUUUGCAAUCGCUAAUGGUGGCACGCAAACGUUUCACAUAAAGGCAGCCAAUGAAGUUGAACGUCAAUCAUGGGUGACGGCACUUGAGUUAGCCAAGGCAAAGGCUAUACGUGCAAUGGAAAGUGAAGACGAGGAGGACGAUGCGGAUGCCCUUUCAAUUCCUAAUGAAGAUAUGGACACUGUUCUGCGUGACUUGUCACCUCGAUUAGAAAAUCUGAAGACAUGCUAUGAGCUUAUAUCGAAACAUGGCACGGCCUUGCAACGCGCACUAACCGAUUUGGAAUCCGGUGAUGAUUUGGCAAACCGAAGUAAAAUAGUUAGUGAACGAGCUACCUUAUUCCGCAUAUCAUCGAAUGCGAUGAUAAAUGCAUGCAAUGAUUAUCUGAUUACCGCGCAAAAUCAAGGACACAAGUGGUCGAAAAUGAUGCAACACAAACGGGAUCAACGACAGCACCUUGAAGAAAUGGUAGAACAGUUAGCCAGGCAACAUUCACAUUUGGAACAGGCCGCACAUCGUUGCAGACCAAAUCCAGUGACAUCAGCAACAUCUGAUGACGAAGACAAUGAAUUUUACGACGCUCAAGAGGAUGGAGCAUCAAUAGCCUCACAAGGGGACAGUUCGUUUAUUUUGAAAAUACCUCGGUCCUCCAAACGAAAUUCCAACGACGCGACCGGCAGUUCAUCUGAAGGAGAAGAGCCGAAAAGUGAAACGCAGCAGGUACUGGUAGUUACGGAAUCUGAUACGAAGAAAACCAUGGAUGACACGGACAGCAUUAAAUUGACAACGGUACAGAAAACGCCCGGUCGCAAGCGACGAUCCAAAGUGCCGGAGAAACCGAAUUAUCCGUUGAAUUUGUGGUCGAUCAUGAAGAAUUGCAUCGGCAAAGAUUUGUCGAAAAUUCCCAUGCCCGUCAAUUUCAACGAACCAUUGUCCAUGCUGCAACGCUUAACCGAAGAUUAUGAAUAUGCCGAUCUGUUAGAUAUGGCAGCCGAAUGUGAUGAUCCCUGUGAACAAUUAGCAUAUGUAGCCGCAUUCACCAUUUCCAGUUAUUCAACGUCCAGUAACCGAACCGGCAAGCCAUUCAAUCCAUUAUUGGGCGAAACGUUUGAAUGUGAUCGAAUGGAUGACUUGGGAUGGCGGUGUGUAGCUGAACAGGUGUCACAUCAUCCACCGAUGGCUGCAAUUCAUUGUGAAGGUCGCGGAUGGUCGUGUUGGCAAGAAUUUACAAUGACGAGCAAAUUUCGAGGAAAAUAUCUUCAAGUUAUUCCGUUAGGCACCGCGUAUGUGGAAUUUAAAAAGAGUGGCAAUCGAUACGGAUGGCGAAAGGUUACGACCACUAUUCACAAUAUAAUUGUCGGCAAAUUGUGGAUAGACAAUCACGGUGACAUGGACAUCAUUGGCACCAACAAAGCCAAGGGCAUCAACUGCCACUUGAAGUAUAUUCCGUACUCAUAUUUCACAAGAGAAACUCAGCGUAAGGUGAAGGGUGUCAUAAUGAAUCAGGACAGUCAGGUGAAAUGGGUUCUGAGCGGUACGUGGGACAAUAAAAUCGAAAUAGCGCAUGUCAUUUCAACCAGUGGAUCGGCUGACAGUCCAGUAUAUAAAACUGGAAAUUAUAAAACGAUUUGGGUACGGCGUAUGCCGCCUUCUGAUAGUGAUAAGUAUUACAACUUUACCGAAUUAGCAUGCCAAUUAAACGAAAUAGAACCAGGUGUGGCACCAACAGAUUCUCGUUUACGUAGCGAUCAACGAUUAAUGGAGGAUGGGCGCUGGGAGGAAAGUAACGCCGAGAAAAUGAGAUUGGAGAAAAAACAACGAACCACUCGACAUCAACGCGAAGCCGAAGCUGAAACAGCUGCAGCCGAAGGACGUCCAUUUACACCAUACGAACCGGUAUGGUUCGUUAAAGCGAAAGAUGAAGACAAUCCCGCUUACGAUGCAUUCAUUCAUGUCACGCGCGGUACGUAUUGGGACGCCAAACAAAAACAAGAUUGGUCACAAUGUCCGGAAAUUUUCUAAUCGCAAAAAUUACGGCGGAAAAUUUGAAAAAUUUGUAAAAUCAAAAGUUUUCAAUUUUUUUGAGAUUUUUCUUUUUGUUGAUUCUAACUGGAAAUAUGUGGGACAUGGUUUGGUUUCGAUUAAUCAAAUAAUUUUUUUUUUGUUUUUUCGUUGUUGCUGUUGUUGUCCUUUAAUUUAUCGGAUGAACUUUUUGAGGAAAAAACGAACGUUUAGCCAUCAUUUCUACAAUAAUUACACGAAAGUGAAUGAAUAGCUGAAUAGAAUAUUGAAACGAUAUUUUACUGCGAAAUGCCUGCUCUUAAGCUCUAACACACAAUCAUUGACGUCAUUAACAAGAGAAUAAUCGAUUAUGAUCAAUCGUGGUCAUUGACAUGGUCAAUGACCGUGAAGAAUCGUAAAAAUUCAAAUCACUAAGUCUUGGCGAUUCUUCACGCUUCGGUGAUAUUCUUAGCGAUUUCUUUUUUUAUUUUUUGAUUUCGCAAACCCAAAAUGUCAAGAAACGCUAAGAUAAAUCGCCAAGGAGUCAAGAAACACAAAGAAGAAUCGUUAAAGUGUGAAGAGACGCCAAAAGAGAUCGACGAAAUGUAAAUCAAAAUGAAAAUCAAAAUAAUUCUAAAUUAUGCUGCGAGGGCUCUGACCAGAAACCCACUGUGUCACUGAGUUUCACCAAUGGUCACUUGUUUACCGAGGGAAAAAAAUAGGAAAGACCAACAAGAGCGAAAUGUGUUGGUUCAAUUUGCAAUUUUGCUCGAGUCGAAAUUUCAUAUUUCUCCGAGAGUCGAGCACAACUUCUUUUAUAUGUGCUUUGUGUGAUUUACCACUUUUCUUCAAAAAACAAAGAAACAUAAAUUCACCAACGGUUUUUGGAAACGUACUGUUAAAAUGACAGUUCAAGUGGGAAAAGUUUCAUUUUCUCCCCACAGGAAAGAAAGUUCUGCAGUUUUUUGAAUAGAAAUGUCAUUUAACCAAUCGUCCACAAAACGAAAAUUUCUCCUGGUCUAUCUAUAAGGUAAAUCACAAAGUAGACGACAAAAUAGUCAUUUUCUCGACUCAGCUUAAACUUCAAUUGCCUUUGUUGUGAAAAACGUUGGGAAAAAAUACGAAAUUUCAUUUUUUCGGGCGACUUGUGGCCCUCGGUACGAUCUGAAAUGAAAUUUUUACAAUUUUUUCUUUCUCUGGGUUAACAAAUAACUAUCCUUUACAUCGGGAAGAUAGUUGGAAAUUGCAUUUUUUUGGUGAAUUUCCCUCGUUGAACAAAUAACUAUUUCACAAAAAGACUUCUGACGAUUCAGCUUAGGUGAGAAAAUGACUAUUUCUCGCCUGUGAGGUGAUAAAAAUGCAUUUUUGAUCGAUUUCUAAAAGGGAUAAAUUCUGAACAAAAUGUGAAAUACCACAACGACAUUUCGUCACACGUUGUCGAUUAUUUCUAAACGUUUCGUCACACUUAGUCGAUUUGUUCACACUUUGCUGAUUCUUCACGGGAAUUAGAUGGCCAGUGAAAUAGUUUUGCAUACAAAAUGUACGAUAAGUAUUGAAGAAUGGUGGCCAUUUACAAUCAUCAUUUUCGUGAAAUGUUCGACGCUUAGCUGCAAACAUUUAUCUAUUGCACACACACACAAACAAACAAACAAACAAAUUUAUCCUCGUUAUUUACCUAUUUUAUUAUUUAGUCACUUUGUAAAAGCAAAUUAGAAGUGGAAAAGGCAUAAACAAAAUAAAUAAAU